Messenger RNA from Mycosarcoma maydis (corn smut), 534 nucleotides. RefSeq lists its product as uncharacterized. Bases 1 to 534 code for a protein of 177 amino acids. NCBI's taxonomy places the organism in Eukaryota, Fungi, Basidiomycota, Ustilaginomycetes, Ustilaginales. The transcript has a single exon. The record is from RefSeq and is a predicted model, not a curated record.
AUGAUGACCACGGGGCUGCUCGAUGCCGUCGUGCUAACCGGUUACACAACCAACUCUACUAACCUCCCCGGCUACCUUCACGCCGCCUCUUAUUCCAUCGCAAAUAGAAUCUUCCCGGACCGCCUCGGUAACAAGUCGGACAUCUGGCUCGCCACCGGGAGCAACGCUUGGGACAUGCUCGGCUUCUUGUACGCUCCUUACUACUCGGAGGCAUCAUUCGACCUCGCUCGCAGUACUGAGCAGGCUGUAACCGUGGGAUCACUGUUCACCGUUGGCGCUGUCGGUGGCCCGUCUAGCUUCAGCGGUCCUGUGCAGGUAGUCAACGGCGCCAAAGACUUUGUCUUCUGUUCGAGCAAUUGCUGGGCCGGUCCAAACGGUACCGACAUCCCCAGUGGCGUCAAGAUGCUCUACCCGCACGCAAAGAACUCUACCAGCUACAUUGCCGAAGAUACCGGCCACCGCAUCACUGCCCACUACAGUCAGCCCAUGGUCGCCAAAGAGAUUUACAAGUGGAUUGCUGCACAGGGUCUGUAA